CCCAUCCGUCCCUCGCCUAUAUGUGUGCUGCAGCUUCCUGCGCUCUCUCUGCAUACAACGGCUAAAGACUUAACACGGUGUGAUUGUUGCUUUUUGUGAAAAAUUCGGUAUAGUAUACCCCAUCACCCUCUUGUUCACUUGUUUUUUUUUUUGGCGGUGGAUUAAAAACAAAAGAAAAAAAGGGAACCUCCCUUCCCCCGCAAAAAAAAAAAUAAUUCCGGAAAUCCGAGACUUCACCUUCUUGACAUCGGGAGCGAGAAAAAGAAAACAAAACAAACAAUUGAGUGUCACGAGAGUUCAUUUUUUGUUCCAACUUUCGGAGCUGCCAAGUCCAUGGCACGUUGUCGUCCACAUCCGCAAGACUUUGUCCGUCUGAAGCCAGACACAUGUCCAACAAUGAUGCGGCUGCAGUUGUUGCUGAUCUCCAUUGCCCUAAUCGGAUCCAGCCAAGCAGCCGGAACGAGGACGACAUUUGCCGGUAACCGAUUGCCUGACAUCGUUCCCGGCAUCGCUGGCGUUGACUAUCCGGUGGCUUCGCGAGUCCCCACUACGCUUCGAUUCCGCUGCGACCAACAAGAUUACCCGGGAUUCUUCGCUGACGUAGAAACUGGUUGCCAGGUGUUUCACGUCUGCCGCGACAAUAGGAAAACAUCUUUCUUGUGUCCCAAUGGAACUCUCUAUCACCAGCGAUUUUUCGUUUGCGAUUGGUGGUUCAAUGUCGACUGUUCCAAAUCCGCCGGCCUUUAUCCACUCAACAAGGAUUACAUGCAGCGGCACGAGCCAUCCCCUCAAGAUCGGCAAGCGGAAGCAUCUCAACCGCAAGCCGCCGCUGUGCGCAGCAGCAGUCCGUAUUUCCAAGAACCUACGCCAACACCAUCUUUUGCCAAGUUCGAUAAACGCGAGAUUGUCGAACCGACAUUUCACGAAUGGGCAUCGCGGCACAUCCCGCUUUCCAAUCCGGCCGAUACGGCCAACUUCAAAACGACACGAUCCGCCGCUGCUCGUUCGCGUGCGGCUGACGUCACAGUUCCGUUUUUUGAACCGCCUUUCAAGUCGCUCAGCUCGACGUUGGGACCGCAGGUCAGUGAAUUCCGAAAUUCCCUCCUUUCGGAUGAAAAGAAGAACAGGGAACGAACGCCAUGGGCAGCGAGUAUAACGUCAUCAAGUUACACUACAAAUAACCCAGACGUCUCAUCGCCAUACAAUCGUGGUACUACAAAAAUUGAUGGUGAAUAUCCGGUGUCAUCUUUGCCAUCGUCCACAUUGCCGGACAAAUGGUUCCUGCUGGCCCAAGAUCCCGACUUUCUCAACAACAUCGCUUGGGGCGCUCAAUUGCAAAUUAUCAACAAGACUCGCGGCACGGGUUACUUGCGAAACAAACCCAAUAACCGCAGGCCAAUCAGUGAACAAGAAUUGGACAAUCAUCCAUUCCAGGGUUUCCGGUCGAACCCUGAGGAACAGAGUCCAUCGGUCGACCGCUCUAGCAUACGUACCCAGGAGCCUAGCGUCCGAGAGCCGCAACGACAACCAGACCAACGACGGCAAGUCGAGCCUCCGAGACCUACUUUCGUGCCGAGCCCUCUGUUGAGCCAAUCGAAAGAACAGCAAAGAGAUGAGAAGAGCGGCACCUACUGGAAACCUUAUUCCAGUCCAAGUAACGCGAACGCCCUCGUUCCUUCAACCACCACCAGCCGGCCAGUCCAGCAGACUGUGACUAGCUACACCGUUCGAUACAGUAACCCCCCGAUUAAACCAGUCCAGCAAAAGACAACUUAUCCUACACCGACUAAACCGAAACCGACAAUUCGCCCCACAUCAGCUAAACCGGUGGCAACGAGUUACCCAACGGCACAACGACAACAAACGAGUUCACCGCCGUCGUACAGAGUUACGGCCGGACAGACUGUCUAUAUCAAGAAGCCAUGGAUAACAACUCCGGCCGGACAGAAACCGCAACAACAGCAAUUGAAGAAACAACCGUAUUACAAACCAACUGGAUUGAACGUGGCCGCAGCUUCAUCUCCCAAUCCAGCCUACCAGACGCCGGCCUAUCAAGUGGUCCUAACAGGCGGUUCGGAUUAUCAGGUGACUAAUCUCCAAACUCGAGCGACGCCUUUAGCGUCGUCGCGUCCACCUGCGCCAACGACGCGGGCUCAACCGUUACAAGCCGCAACGUUGCGGUCGCAGCCGCAAUUGCGUCCGCAGAGGUUAAUUCCGCAAUCUAUUUUGCUACCCCUCGAGCCACAUCCAUCGACCAAUCAGCCGAUCAUUUUUAAGAAUCAGCGAAACCAGCAGCAGCCGGUUCGGCAACAACCAACUACUCGGCCAGCACAACAAAGACAACAACUUCGGACUCAAGCGACGACACCUGUGCGUCAGAAUAGCAGGAGUGAUACGCAGCAUCCAUUAUUCCGGCCAUCCGAAAUGGAGAAAAUGUCCAUUCCUAUCCGACCUUCCCUUUUGCUUUCGACGACCGGACCUUCCUCUCGGUCGCCUUUCGAGUUUGAGCCGACCAGUCGUGAAUGGGUGUCUCCUGCCCAGCUUCCAGCGCCAUCACCGACGAACAAUUACACGCCGACCAGCACCAAAGGCAACAACAAUUUGGAUACGUUUCCAUUGACGCCAUACCAGCGACAAGACGACCAGAUUACAAAUAUCAUCCGCGGUAAAUUAGUUCCGGCUAAUGUGUUUCCUACUCAACCGACUAAUUACCAGGCCAGCAGCAGCAAUAAUGACGAGGUCCGUUCGUUCGUCGUCCGGCCGAGGAACCCCAUCACGAUGACGUCCUCCCGUUGAUGCGCCGACAAUGUCCCUGAUCGCUGCGCAUUGGAAUGAAACUGCUAUGCGCCAUGACUGAAUUGUGUAUACGUCGCGCAUCCAAUAUCACGUAAUAAGCCAUACUUUUCGACACACAUAAUCACCCAGAUCCCCAUUUGGCAGGGUACAUAUAUGAAUAUAAUAGCGAAUGAGCAUUCGUCUUUGUCGUCGUUACUUCACAAUUAGAUAUUCCACCCCUUCGAAAUUUUUUUUCCCAACUUGAAAUUGAUAUGUUUGUAAUGCAAAUUUGCUGCUUAGUGGAUGAACAAUGGCUUUCUGAUACGUAUAUACCAAUAGAUUAAUUAGUAUUCCAAUACUUACCAAGUACAGCCUCUAAUGAUAAUAGAUUCAGCUCUUACAAUCAAUCCGCAAUUACAAAAAUAAAACAAAAAAAAAGUCAUUUACUCUCUACAUAUAAAUACAUUAUGUAUACUACGUGUAAUACCUGUGUGUGUCUGUGCGUCUGGUUCUGUACUAUACCUUUGAAUGGCGUUUUUGAAAUCUCUCGCGGUCGCUUUUCCCUCUUUCCAUAACGUUCAUAUAACAGCACAACAGAUGACUUUUUCCUCCUUAGUUUUGUUUCAUUUCUCUUUCCUUCUUUCACCUGAGUAAAAUUCGUUUUUCUACUCUGAUUUUUCGUUGUUAUUAUUUUUUUUUUUGAAAGUUACGCACACGUUAUUAUUGAGAGAGUUGUAGACCGACUACUCACACGUAUAUAUAUAUAUAUAUACAGUAUAAACACACUGACACGCAGACCUAUCCCAUAACCUAUGGCAGACGGUACACGGUCUGUUCUAUAUCCAUUAUAUUAUAUCCCAUCAUAAAUGCAAGCCGAGGAUGAGUAAAUACACACAUUUUUCCGAA
This is a messenger RNA of Daphnia carinata, 3681 nucleotides long. RefSeq names its product adhesive plaque matrix protein-like. The record is from RefSeq and is a predicted model, not a curated record. The transcript is spliced from 5 exons. Gene Ontology annotation, cellular component: extracellular region. Gene Ontology annotation, molecular function: chitin binding. Bases 334 to 2796 code for a protein of 820 amino acids. Lineage: Eukaryota; Metazoa; Arthropoda; Branchiopoda; Diplostraca; Daphniidae.